Molecule: messenger RNA, 2246 nt
Organism: Synchiropus splendidus (mandarinfish)
Lineage: Eukaryota; Metazoa; Chordata; Actinopteri; Syngnathiformes; Callionymidae
Product: gap junction Cx32.7 protein-like
Exons: 4
Coding region: 1120-2019 (299 amino acids)
Biological process (GO): cell communication
Cellular component (GO): connexin complex
Source: RefSeq, a predicted model, not a curated record
GAGGAGCAGGAAGUGACAACUACGCGGCUGGUGCGCCAUCGAUUCUGGGCACGCUCCAAAACAUCACUCCUCCACUAAUCAUUGACUUCACGUUGUCAACCGAGGUCACGCCAGAUGACCUCGGGCCGGCGAGGUCACCAGCUGGCUGUCGCCAUGGUAAACACUGCACUGUUGCCGGAAGUGAGAGACAAAGAGGAGGAUCUUCCUGUGACUCUUCCGUGUGGCUAAAGUUUCAACUAUGAAAUGGCAGCAGUAAACGUUAAACCCUGGCGCUCCUCUACAGCUGCACUCGUCUCUUUUGUUUUUACGUCCAGGGAGUGAGCGAAGGACUUGGCGCUUCCACCUGUGAUCAGCAGGUGUUCCCUGGAGGGAUACGCUGUAGAGAGUGACCUCCCUGGGUGAUGGAAACCAUCUGGGUCUGGAGCUGCAGCAGGAGGAGGCCCAGACCCAGAACGCAGAGGCUGGACAACAGCUCAGUGAAAACACAUUCUGAGAUGCCUCACAAGUUUGCAGCCUUUGCUUGCCGCCCAGCGGCUGUGCGUCCUUCCAGACCAAAUCAAAACUCUCGACUCUGACAAGCUUAACAAUCUGGAACUGUGGAAUCUUCCAGGCUUCUGCGGGCACCUGAAUGCAUCAUAAAUCUCCAACCGUCAAAUGUCAUGGAGAGCAAGACACCCGAAGCAAUUUGCUUUGUGAGCUCAGUCAUCCAGAGACUCGGAGUAGAGCCAGACAGGAAGUGGCUAUUGAGAGGGUCGAAUGGUCGGGCUGGACUGCACCGGUGGACUCACCUCAGAACCAAACAGGCCUUAUAUCGUCGUCCUCUGAUCCGACUCUCUCUCUCUCCGACCAGCGUCCCUCUCAUUCCACCUUCAGGGCCACGAGAUUAAAGCUGUCGAGACAAAACAAGUGCUGUUUUCAAGUAUUCCUCUGAUAACCAUCGGCCUUCGGCGGCCUCCACAGUUUUCUACUUCUCCUCACACGUUCCCGAAGGCAUCGCCAGCUGCACGUCUCUGUUCUCAGCUCUGUCCCGGUUGGACGUAGAUAAAGCUUCUGCCGCUCUUUUAGAGACGCGGAGGUUUGUGGGUCCCGCUGCAGAAAGCACGACGACUGGCGAGGGAAAUGGGGGACUGGCAGCUUCUGGGCCGCCUGCUGGACAAAGUGCAGACCCACUCCACCGUGGUGGGAAAGGUCUGGCUCACCGUUCUCUUCGUGUUCCGGAUCCUAAUCCUGAGCACCGGCGCAGAAAAGGUUUGGGGCGACGAGCAGUCCAACUUCAUGUGCAACACCAAGCAGCCCGGCUGUGAAAACGUCUGCUACGACGUCGCCUUCCCCAUCUCUCAUGUUCGCUUUUGGACGCUUCAGAUCAUCGCCGUGGCAACGCCCAAGCUGCUCUACCUGGGCCACGUCCUCCACGUGCUCCACACGGAGAAGAAGAUGAAGGAGAGGCUGCAGAGUCAGAGGGAACUGGACGAUCAGGCCACUCUCUUCCUCAGACGGGCCUACAAAGUCCCCAAGUACACCAAGCUCAGCGGCAGGAUCAGCAUCCGGGGUCGCCUGCUGCGCAGCUACGUCUUCCAUCUGCUGGCCAUGAUGGUGAUCGAGGCCGUCUUCAUCUUCGGCCAGUACUGGCUGUACGGGCUGCACCUGGACCCCCGCUACGCCUGCAGCCGCUUCCCCUGCCCUCACGUGGUGGACUGCUUCCUGUCCAGGCCCACCGAGAAGUCCAUCCUCACCUGGUUCAUGCUGGCCAUGGCGCUUUUCUCGCUGGCGCUGAACGUGAUCGAGAUGCUGUACCUGUGCGUGAAGGCGGUGAAGGAGUGCAUGGCGAGGAGGCAGGACUACACCGUCACCCCGGUCACCCCCCCACCCUCUGAGAGGAAGGUCUUUAAAAGCCAGGAGGACCCGGUGAGCCAGAACUGCGUCAACCUGGAGCUGGAGCUGCAGGGCCGGAAGUUAGGGCUGAACGGCGUGGCCAACGGGGGGAGCAAGGUGGAGCCGCUGGACGAGGUCCACAUCUGAGGCCACCGGUGGCAGCUUCUGCACACAAACGUGCUCACAGCAAACACUCGCCAGCCGCUGUUCUGCUGGGGCCACACCAUUUCUACAGCUGUCCAAUAAAGAUUUGGGUGACAGAAGAAAUGCGGUGUGUUCACGUGUCAUAAUUCAUAUCCUCACUUUGAUGAUUGAUUGCUUCUAUAUAAAAUACAUGGAUCAUUUGCCUUUGAAUUUCCUGGAUGUCACGACUA